Molecule: messenger RNA, 1419 nt
Organism: Nilaparvata lugens (brown planthopper)
Lineage: Eukaryota; Metazoa; Arthropoda; Insecta; Hemiptera; Delphacidae
Product: nucleoside diphosphate kinase 6
Exons: 4
Coding region: 687-1145 (152 amino acids)
Biological process (GO): UTP biosynthetic process; GTP biosynthetic process; CTP biosynthetic process
Molecular function (GO): nucleoside diphosphate kinase activity
Source: RefSeq, a predicted model, not a curated record
UCGAUGUAAAUAUAACCUCCAAACUCAAAAUUUGUGUACUGCUAUUUUUUCUAAAGAUUUUAAUGUUAUUGUAUUCCAGCAAGAUAGUAUGGAAAUUUUGUUAAUUGAUUUCAACUUUUAAGACGUUUUUGAUUAACAGUUUCAAGUGAAAUUGAAUCCAUGGUUUUGGAAUUGACGUUUGUUAUAUUAAAACCUCACGUUUUGAAGGUGCCAUUUGUCUCAAAGGUAUCAACUCUUUCAACAAUUUUUAUUAUUCUACAGUGGUCGACGGUGGUCAUGUUAAAUUUUGAAUGAUGCCGACCUUGUUUGGAUCCCAUCCAGAGAUUUAUCUGUUUAUGUCCAAGGAUAUCAAUAUCAAUAGACUACCAAUUUUUUUCCAGCGAAGCCAUGAUAGUGAACUAGUGAAGGCAAGCGCUGUCAAACAACCCAUCUACCCUUUCUGCACUGAAAUUCUUCAUAAGCUGCCUCCUGGUGUGAAGCAGUUGGAUGAGACCACCUUCAAGAGAGCCGUCAGGAAGCUGCUUUGUGAUAAGGCAUAUUAUAACGUAAAUGAAUUUAUGAGAGAUGAUAUGAUUUUUUUUAAAAAGUGGUCACUGUUUUAUCUGCCAUCUGAAUUGUUGUUGUGUUAUUAUGUAUAUUUAAAUCGAACUAUAUGACGCCAUCGAUCCCACAAAUAUGGGUAGUGGAUGAAGCAGAAGGAAAUAAAAGAUAUAAUAUUGAAAAAUGGAUUUCUCAUUAUAAGAUCCAAGGAAAAAACUCUUUCUCCUAUUGAUCUUCAAAGGUUCUAUGGGGAGCAUGAAAAGAAAUUCUUCUAUAACAGACUCAUCUCCUUUAUGAGCAGUGGCCCAAUAGAAGCUCUUAUUUUGGCAAGAGAGAACGCAAUUCUUAAAUGGAGAGAGCUGAUGGGUCCUACGCGAGUUUUUGAAGCGCAGUUUUCUGCACCUGACACUAUUCGGGGCAAAUAUGGUCUAACAGAUACCAGGAAUGCAACCCAUGGCUCAGAUUCCACUGAGUCGGCUCAAAGAGAAAUGUCAAUAUUAUUUCCGGAUUUCGACCCUGUACUGUGGCUAAAAGUGAACGAAUCCCAUUUCAAAGCGGAGGGAGAACAAAUUUCGGGUAAAGAUUUCCAUUCGGUGAUCAAAUGAUGUAUAUCAGUAGGUAGCUUGUAUGUUCAAUAAUUAUUACAACUUUACUUAUACUAUUAUUAUAUUCAAUUGCAAACAUGAUUAUUAUGUGAAUUAUGUUCAGGCACAUUAAAUAAAUUAUUUAUUGUUGCUUAAUCGCUUACUGUCCUGUUUCACUUUUUUGAAUAACAAUUUCAAGUCCGGAGUGGAUAUUUGUAAAAAAACACGUCGUUCAUUUUUGAUAAAUUGUUUUAUUUAUAAUUACAACAAAUAAAAGUUUUUAUUUAAAAAACAA